CGUCGCGCGGCAACGUUGGGAGCCGGCGGAAAUGGGGCUCGUGUCCCGAGGCACCGCCACAACGGGGCUGGCACUGCGGCUGCUGUCGUCCGCUCUGGCCCGCCCAACGCCAUCCCCAACCUCAUCCCGCACCCACCGCCCGAGGGCACGGCUCUCGGGAGCAGCCGUGUCCCCAGCAUGGUGCUGAAGGCUUUCUUCCCCACGUGCUGCGCCUCAGCAGACAGCGGCCUCCUGGUUGGACGCUGGGUCCCCGAGCAGAACAGUGCUGUGGUCCUGGCCGUGGUGCACUUUCCCUUCAUCCCCAUCCAGGUCAAGGAGCUCUUGGCCCAGGUGCAGCAGGCCAGCGGAGUAGGCGUGGCUGUGCUGGGCACCUGGUGCCACCGUCGGCAGGAGCCCGAGGAGAGCCUGGGCCAUUUCUUGGAAGGCCUGGGCGCCAUCUUCUCCCACGAGCCCUGGCUCCAGCUGUGCCGGGAGCGGGACAGCAAGUUCUGGAGCUGCAAGGCCACCCACCGGCAGGUGCCUACCUCCCCUAGUGCCCCCGGCGAAGACCAAGUCAUGCUCAUCUUCUAUGAUCAGCGCAAGGUGCUGCUGUCCCAGCUGCACCCGCCCACAGCCCUGCCUGACCACCAGGCUGGGGAUGCCACGGCCAGCACUAGGGGCCUGGCUGCUGUCUUUGACACAGUGGCACGAAGCGAGGCACUCUUCCGAAGUGACCGGUUUGAUGAGGGCCUCGUGCGGCUGAGCCACUGGCAGUCAGAGGGAGUGGAGGCCAGCAUUCUCGUGGAGCUGGCCAAGCAGGCCUCGGGGCCCGUCUGCCUGCUGAUGGCCUACCUGCUGUCACUCAUCUCAGCUGCCAGCACCUGUCGGGUAUUCAAGCUGUGGCCACUGUCCUUCAUCUGCAGCAAGCUCUCCACGUGUGAGCAGCUCAGGCAUCGGCUGGAGCAGCUCACGUUCAUCUUCAGCACCCAGAAGGCCGAGAAUGCCUCCCAGCUGAUGAGGAAGGCCAACAUGCUUGUCUCCGUGCUCCUUGACGUGGCCCUAGGCCUCACGCUGUUGUCCUGGCUCCACGGGAAGGACCGCAUUGGGCAGCUGGCCGAAGCCCUUGUUCCCGUGGCUGAUAAGAUGGCAGUCCAGACACCUGGAGAAGGGGAUCCGGGUUACCUCUGCCUGCCCAGACGGGCCGGCCCAGUUUGUGAACAGCAUGCCCCUGUGUCCUCACAGUGGGUGGCCGAGGAGCUGCAGCACCUGCUGCAGUGGCUGAUGGGCGCACCUGCUGGGCUCAAGAUGAACCGGGCACUGGACCAGGUGCUGGGCCGCUUCUUCCUGUACCACAUCCACCUAUGGAUCAGCUACAUCCACCUCAUGUCCCCAUUCAUCGAGCGAAUCCUGUGGCACAUGGGCCUCUCAGCCUGCCUGGGCCUGACAGUUGCCCUGUCCAUCCUGUCGGACAUCAUCGCCCUCCUCACCUUCCACAUCUACUGCUUCUAUGUCUAUGGUGCCAGGCUGUACUGCCUGAAGAUCUGUGGCCUUUCCUCACUCUGGCGCCUGUUCCGAGGGAAGAAGUGGAAUGUUCUGCGCCAGCGGGUGGACUCCUGCUCCUAUGACCUGGACCAGCUGUUCAUUGGGACUUUGCUGUUCACCAUCCUGGUCUUCCUGCUCCCCACCACGGCCCUGUACUACCUGGUGUUCACCCUGCUCCGGCUCCUGGUGGUCACUGUGCAGGGUCUGAUUCAUCUGCUCGUGGACCUUAUCAACUCCCUGCCGCUGUAUGCGCUCGGCCUGCGGCUCUGCCGGCCCUACAGACUCUCAGCUGGUGUGAAGUUUCAAGUCCUGGAGCAUGAGGCUGGCAGACCCCUCCGCCUCCUGAUGCAGAUCAACCCCCUGCCCUACAAUCGUGUGGUACACACCUACCGCCUCCCCAGCUGUGGCUGCCACCCCAAACACUCCUGGGGCUCCUUGUGCCGCAAGCUGUUCUUCGGGGAGCUCAUCUACCCCUGGAGGCAGAGAGGGGACAAGCAGGACUGAGGUACCCGGCCACCAGCCUGCCCAGCACCAUUGCGCGACAUGGUCAGCCCUCAACCCUGCCAGGGUGAUGUUGACUGUCAGGUAGCAUGUGGCCCUGCACUCUACCCUCCCUGCCCCCUGUUCAUCUGGGACCUCUGCAGGCCCCACCGGGCCGGGCCUGUCACAUAUCCUCCCAACUAUGAGGUUGAAUUUGAGGUCAUAGGGGUGGCCAGCCUGGUCAGCUGGCCUGUGCUCCAAAAUGAGCUCUGUUUGCCUCAGGACGCACUUCCAAUCUGUUGUGAUGGCACUGUUAGCCCAAUGCCCUUCGCCCCCCAGGUCUACCCAGGAGCCCCACCCCCCUGACUCUCCUCAGACCCAGACCCUGUCCAGGAGGGAUUUGCAGAGUCCCACCUCUGCCCACCAUUUCCUUUCUCAGUGGGGUGAGCUGACAGGUCUGGCUGCUCCCUGGUGGUCCAACUCUGGCCUGGGUGGAGGGGCUCCUCCCAGGUUGCACUCAACACUUCCUGAGACUUUGACCCCCCAAGCAUCUCCUUCCUUGGAGUGGCCAGUAUGGGGGAUCCAAGCAACCACUCCUGGCCCAAACCAACAGCCCCAAUGAGGCAGGACCCCCCAGGAAGCUGGAUGGCAGUGCUCCUCAUGCUCUAAAUUGCACAGUGUUACUUGUGAUGCUCCCUGGGGAGAUUGCUUUGCAGGAGGAGCCAACCACAUGCCUUUGAGAAUCCCUGUGUGAAGCCAGGCCAUAUGGGGUGCUCGGAGCUGCCUUACUAGAAGCUGAGUGCCCCCCCAGCCGAUGCCCUGUUCCUGCCACAUGCCUGCCCUGUGUCCCAGCAGGAGCAGCCCCUUUGGCUAAAUCUUCCAUCUCCCCUCACUGGCUUCUUGCAGAAGCAGGCAGCUCCUGGGCAGAUGCUUCUGUAGCCCCUGGGGAGGGGUCCUGGCACUCAGGCUGCAUCUGCCUGCUGGCUGGCUGGCUACAGAAUCUGUGUGGGUGUGAGCCACAGGAUCCCCACCGUGAGGAAACCUGAAGAUACGGCAUCACACGCGUGCCAUAGUCAGGGGGUAGGGGUGGGGGCAGUACUUCCUGUCCAUUGUGGGCACUCAGAACGUCCACUUCUGCCACCCACACUCCUUGGGUACCGAUCACAGUGGGGGCCCCUAUGGAAGUCCUCACCAGCCCAGCAUCUGCUGGGAUAGAUCCUGGCUCAGUCUUUCUCUGAUGUGACAUUAAAGAUUCAUGUGUUUGAGUGUGA
Myotis daubentonii (Daubenton's bat) is the source of this 3272-nucleotide messenger RNA. It is a transcript of the gene PIGQ, whose product is annotated as phosphatidylinositol glycan anchor biosynthesis class Q. NCBI's taxonomy places the organism in Eukaryota, Metazoa, Chordata, Mammalia, Chiroptera, Vespertilionidae. Gene Ontology annotation, cellular component: membrane; endoplasmic reticulum. The record is from RefSeq and is a predicted model, not a curated record. Gene Ontology annotation, biological process: GPI anchor biosynthetic process.